Messenger RNA from Toxoplasma gondii ME49, 7508 nucleotides. RefSeq lists its product as hypothetical. The transcript is spliced from 4 exons. NCBI's taxonomy places the organism in Eukaryota, Apicomplexa, Conoidasida, Eucoccidiorida, Sarcocystidae. The record is from RefSeq and is a predicted model, not a curated record. Bases 1 to 7494 code for a protein of 2497 amino acids.
AUGCACGGAGACUCUUCGUCUGUCCAGCGUCUCCAAGAGAUGCAGACUGUUCCACGGAGACAUACCCCCGCGUCUCCUCGGUCUCCUCCUUGUCUCCCUUCUCAGCAGCCGCCUCUCUCUCCCCAGCAACUCCGACUCCUUCUUCUCUCUCGUCAGGAAAGCCUGAGACGAAACCUUUCUGCUUCCUGCCUUCCCCCUCCCUCUCUCCCGCCUACCUCGCUGCCUACCUCUGUGCCCGCGUCUGUGUCAUUCGCGCAAGGUGGAGAAGGACCGGGGAUUCCUGGCGUACGGAGAGAAGCCAAGGGGAAGCCGGGCGAGGCUCAGACCCAGCCAGACACCCCACAUGCUUCAGGGAGCGGACAACCGUCUCCGGCGGCGGGGGCUUCUUCUGUCUCCUCGGGGAGUCGCCCGGGAAGCGGGGUAACGGGGACAGUCCCUGGGCUUGGCGACGCUGGGUCGAAUGACGUCAGUCUCUCUCCUCAGGCGCUGCUGCAGCUGCUUCUUCAGCAGCAAAUGCGCGUCAAACAUGAGGGGAAGCCGCCGGUUUCUUUCGCUUCGGAGACUUCCACGCCGAGCGCGACAGCUUCCUCGUCGAACAUGAGAGCGUCCUCUCCCCUUUCUUCUCCCUCGCAGACGCACCUCCCUCGACUGCCUGGCCCUCUCCGCAACGCGCAGCUGUCUCCUGCGCUGGCGGCUGCACCUCUGGCCUCUGUGGUCCCUGGGGCUCCGCUGGAGGGCCCUCCGGUGUCUGGAGCCGCGACCGCGGUCGUGGAGCCCGAUCCGGCGAAGCAGCUUCGCCUGCUUCUCCAGGUCCUGCACGGGAACGCCGCGUGGGGAGGAACCGCUUGCGGACCUCGGGGGUUGCCUGCCGCGGUCACUUCGUCUUCGCGCCCUCCCGGUUCUCCAGCUGGUCCGUUGGACGCGAGUUGUGCGUCUUCUCUCCCGUCGCCUUCUCCUGUGACUUCUGCCCCGUCUGCUCAGCCUGCGUCUCCUCCCAUUUCCUCGCCUUCAUUGCCGCCGUCGUCGUGCCUCGUCUCGGGUCGCCAGCCGUCUUGGGGGACUGCAAACGAAGCCGUUUUAGCUCAACUUUGUCGUUUGGCGCUUCUCUCUCAGACUCAAGGGCAAUCCCACGGUUGUUUGUCUCCUCUCCUCUCUGGCGCUCGUCGCCCCGCCAGUCCCGGGGUGGCUCACCCUAGCUCUCCGCCAUCUUCGUAUUCUCCGGGAACGUUAGGUCCCCACUCCGCUCCUUCGUCGUCCUCGUCUUCUCUGCCGGCUUCCUUCCUCCCGCCGCAGCCUCUUCCAGAGGCGACGCCCGUGCGCCCCCCGGCCUCUCCAGGCCUGCCGUCUCUGUCGUCCCAGCAACUCACCGUGGCGCGACUGUUGCUGGAGAGCCUGCGAGGACGCGGCGGCGAAGGAGGCGCCUCAGGGACUCCCCUUGUCUCCGCUCUUCUCCACCAACUCGCUCGGGAGAAGCCUUCCGCGUCUUCUCUCUCUGCUGCCGCUUCUCGCUCUUCUACUCCCUCUCUCGCAGUCGCUCCUGGUCUCUUCUUCAGCUGCCCGGCGUGGCGGCCUCCGGCGCCGCCGCCUGCAGGCGUCGGAACUCCCGCAGACGCCCUCACCCAGCGAGUGCUGGCUUCUCUUGCUUCCCUCCAGUCGGGAGGAGGCACAGCGACGAAAGAGGCGAGUCCUGCGUCUCCACCUCUUCGCUCAACCGCUGCGUCGUCGCACGCCGGCCCCGUCGACCCCCGCCGCCUCCUUUCUCUUCCUGUCGGUCUACCCAAUGCUCGGGAGCACCCGCCCUCCGCGUCGCGCGAGGCUUCGCUUCCGUCUGGGUCCUCGCCUGCGGUCGCUGCCUCCCUGCUGCUGGGGGGACAUGCGGGGGAGACAGCCGCCCUCAUUGCUGCGGCCUUCGCCCAGCAGGCCCGCCUGAUGCUGGACCAACAGUCGGGCAGAGACACUGGCCGCGGGGGCAAAAAGAACGCGGCAAACGCGAGACAAGAGCGCAAGGAAGAAUCCUCGCAAAGUCGGAAGAAAGCCGCCGAUAAAACGAAUCUCGCCGCACUCUCCCUCGGUGGCGCGAGGGCGCCAGCAGGCCUGGGGGCUGCAACAGGCCUGGGACCCGUCCAGCGGAGCCGGAAGGAAGAGAGGGAAGAGGCGCGGGGGGCGGAGGAAGAGAAGGGGAAGAAGGAGAAAGACGGAGGCGCGAAAUCGAGUCGAAGUCUCUCUCUGCCUCCUUCGCUGCGCGGGAGGACAGCGAGAGGCCGGGGUCGCCCGGCGCUGGUGCGCGCGCCUUCGUCGCCGCCUUCUGGAAGGCGUCAAGAGUUCUCGGGGAAGAGCGAGGGAGGAGACAAAACAGAGGCGGGCAGCGAGCAGGCUGGGCGCCAGAGCCAAGGCGGAGCUGGGAACUCAAAACCGGGGAGACGCAGCGCUGCUGCCCCCCCUGUGCCUCUGCAUGCGACUCCAGACCCAAAAGGCGGAUCCAAGAGGAAGCGGCGCGGUCCAACGGAGACAGGGGCGGGGCUCGAACCCCCUCUGCUGCGUCGGGGCUCUGGCGUCUCCUACGUGGAGAGACAUCCGCGUUCAGCUGGCUCUUCGUGUCUUGACGAGGACGAGGAAGAAGAGCCUCCCGCUGCCUUGUCUUCGCGUCCCAAAGAUGCAGUCGCUCCAAACGCGUCUUCUGCCCGCGGUAGCCGGUCUUCUUCGCCCUCGUCUGCUGCGGGGAAGGCACCUGCUCAGCCUGCAGGCGCUGCGGAGCCGACGGACGACGAGUCGUCGGACGCGAGCAGCGAAGGAGAAGAAGAUCGCGAGACGCCGGUCUUCCUCGAGGGGACGCCGAUGACGGACGAAGAGCAGCAGCUUGCUGCGGACCAGGUGAAUAACAUUCCUGCGUUAACGCUCUCAGAGCUCGUUCGCGCUGCCGUCUUGCCUCUGAGAAUCGAGGGCUUCCACGCCUUGGAAGAGGCGCAGCUUCUGUACGGAAGAAAAGACUGGCUCCGCUACGAAUGCCCCCUCUGCGAUCGACAGGCCCAUACGCCUGAUGCUUAUUGGGCGAACUUCGAACACUACCUCAAGUGCCACUGGAGAAAGAGACACCGCCUAGGGGGGUAUGUCUGCUUCCCCUGCAGACGACAUCAUGACCUUUCACCCAGGGCAGGAGGCAGCACGAGUUCUUCGUCUGAGUCGACUUCUUCGGCGCCGCCUUCGCCCUCCGCCUCUCAGGGGAGCUCGAAGGGGAAGGUGUCUCCUGGCGGCCCGCGGCGAGGACCGAAGUUCCACUUCCACUGCCCCCUUUGCCCAGGCGUCUUCGGCAAGUUCGCAUCUCUCCAACGACAUGCCCUCUGUGCUCACCCUGUCUCCGCAGCCGACCCGCGCCUCCACCUCGCGCCCCAGCAGCUCCACACACCCUGGAUGCGCGAAGAAGAGGACUACAGCGUCGCUCUGAGACCUGGUGAAGAGAGAGAAGAAAGAGGGGAGAGCGACGGGAAGGGGGAGAACGUCGAAGGAGCGCGUCGUGAGGAAUGUGCCAGUGAAGCGGGCGAGGAAGAGAGAACGAAGGUGGAGGCGAAGGCCAAAGAACCUGGAGACGGUGAUGAGGACAUCCAAGGAGAGAACAAGGUGAACCCCAACGGCGAUCUCCACGGGCCUUCGGAUGUGACCGACGAAGGAGGAAAGGACGCAUGCGCGAACGUUGGGGAAAGCGAGACGAAUCCGGCUGUAGAGGAUGCCCUGUCUCUUCUGUCUCCAUCUCACGUCUCGUCUCCAUCCGAGGAAACCAAAGUCAACAGUGAAAGCGUUUCCGCCUCUCCUCUGUCAUCCCGUGGCGAUGCAGAGCAAUCCGCCGAAGGCACAAAGAGUGAGGAAGGAAAACAGGACAGUGGCGAAGGGGGGUCUUGGCCUGCAGACCCCCAGGCGACUGUUUCGAGCGUUUGCAAGGGCGAAACACUCGUGAAGGAGGAACCAACCGCGGACGAGAAAGAGCAGGAAGCACGUGAGGCGAGUGAGGCGAGCCAGGGAGACAAGAGAGACACACUGAGUGCGCGGCGGGUGCCGCUGCGCAGCUGCCUGGUGGUACGUUCGAACUGGGCGAAGGCCGCCAAAGAAGAAGGAAAAGAAGUUACAGCAGAGAAGCCAGACCCGGCAGCCGCAGCGGGCGAGGCUGGAGAAGCUGAAAGAGAACGCGCCGAGUCGAAGAGAGAAGACCGAGAGAAGGACGAGACGAGAGACUCUCCCGACAAGAGCGAGGCCAGAAAAGUCAAGAAGAAAGUCGCGUUUGUUCCUCAAGUUCGUGUCAGACCUCUCGAUAAGGAACUCUCCAUCAUGGAAAAACUCGGUGCCGUCAUGGGCCCGGUAUUGACGGGAGUGGUCGCCUCGUCAACGCCAGCGACGGGCACCACGGAGGGCGACGAGGGGUCACCUGGAGAGACGCCUCAGGCUGACACUGCGAGCAAAGAAGGCGAUUCGUGUUCAGGUGCCUCUGCGCCUCAGGACCUCACUCGACGCGGGACACGCAGCGCCACAGUGGCUGCCAUGGCAGCUGAGCGCGAGCGCGUCGCACCUUCGUCUCCACCUGCGGCGGACGCUUCGUCUGUGCAGAGUGUGAACUUGCCUCGUGGGGAAGCUGUCUCUUCUCCUCGUGGGGAAGCUGUCUCUUCUUCCUUGUCUUCUCGCGGGCGAGAGAGAGGCAGAGCAGUGCCCGCUGCUGCGGCGGGGCCCUCGCGUCGUGCAGCGGCGGGGUACGGUGCAGGAGCCGGUGCCGAGGAAGAAUCUCUUUCGGAGGAGAAGGAGGAUGCUUCUCGCGCUCCGUCUGGACAGAGGGGGGCGCGAGGUGGAGGCAGUGUCGGACGAGGCGGAGGCGGCCCCGAUGCAUCUGUUGAGUCGCGGGAAGAAGACCCGAGUGCGGUAACGCAGGAAAAACGGAGGAACGGCACACCGGGGGGAACUGAGGAGACCGAAGGUCUGUCGGGGAAUCCGACGAGAGGAGGCGGCCGAGGCCGGUCAUCGCCUUCUUCCAUGACUGCGUCUCCAGACCACAGAUUGGAGAAAAGCUCUACCUCGGCGACAGAGUCUCCUCCGCAGUCGGGGAAAGACGCCGCUUGUGACGAACCCGCUGCGCCUUCGAACCGAGCUGUGGGGCGAGCCUCAGGCGCUGCAAAGAGCGAAGGAGACAGCUCCCCUGCGUCUCCCGUCUCGCUUUCGCCCGCGUCGCCUUCUUCCUUGGAUGAGGGGCCAGGAAAGGAAGACGACCUCCCGCCUUGGAAGAAGAGAAAACGCACUCUUGUCUUUUUGCCUACCUGUUCUCCUGCCCCUUCGCCGGCGUCUCCGCCGUCCCUGGGAGACGCGGCUGCUGUCGCCGCCAUCUCUGUCGUGUCGCCGUCCUCGCGAGACAGGCGCCAGUCGCCUCCGUCCUCUCCUAGGUCUUCUUCUCCUCCCUCGAGGCGGGUGUCUGUCUCCAUCGCCGCGGCGGCUGCAGCUGCUGCAAGAGCGCGCAGGCUUGCGGCUGCUCGCGGUGAAGCAGGUGAAGCCUCCCAGGCUUCAGCCAAGAGGAGACAAGGAGGAGAGGCUGCAUAUGAGCCUGGCGGGGCUGAUCCGGAAGCGAAGGCGGCCCUUGCAAACGCGGGGGUUCUGCCUGUGGGGCAGAGACGAACGAGCCCGCGAUGCAGCACGAACAACGCGGUGUCUCCUGCAGCUGCUCCAGCGGCUCGCGACAGCCGCGACGGCUUUGCGAAGACAGGCGGGAAAACCGGAGCGCUGCAGGUUCCAGAGGAGACGAGCCCAACUAGCGGCGAGCGGAGAGGGCGCGCCUCUGGCCAGGUGUCUCCGGUGGGGCUCCGGUCGCGGUCGGGGAGCCCAAGCCCCCAGCGGGCGUCUCCGCUGGAGCGCAGGGGCGUCGGGCGAGUCGAAGAUAGAGAGACAGAGCGGAGCGAGAAGGAAGGCGACGGAGAACAGAGAGGGAAAAGGCGCGAGGAGAAGACGAAAGACAGCGACCGAGAGGGGAACGGAGCAAGAUCGACAGAGAAGCCCAAGACGAAGACACCCUCGCCCUCAGGUUCCGCUUCAGACUCUCUCUCUCUAGAUUCGAAGAAAGAAGCGAGUGAACAGCAAAAGGUUUCUCAGAAGCGGCCUGUAGUGGACGGGAAGCGGAAGAAAAAAGGGAAGAAGGAGGGAGGCAAAACCGGCCACAAGAAGAAGGACGCCGUGGGGUCGCUCUCACGAACAACCCUGAAGGGGCAAGGGGGACAGAACAAGAACCUGAGACACAUGGUCCGUGCGAACAGGCGACAUAGCCGUCUGUCCUCUUCACCUCUCUUGAUGCUGUCUCCUUUGAGGACACGAGAACGGGCGAAAAGUCCGAAAGACUCUUGUCGCCCCUCCUCUCCGGUGGCUUCGUCGCGGACUCGUCGGUCGGCCGAAUCAACUGUGUCUCCGUGUGCUCCGGCGGUGCUGUCUACUGCCUUGGGCUCCAUUGUCUGUUCUUCAGACGCGGAGACACCCAUUGCGGACGCGUUGGGCUCCAGUGGCCGGAGGCGCCCCGACCGAGUCGGCACUCCCCAGGAACAGGGCGGAGGCUUCAGGUUGUGUCUCGCUUCCGACCUUUUGGAUGCUUCGCCUCUCUCUGUACGUCGACGACAGAAUCUCUCUCUCCAGCGUCUUCCCUCGCAGCCACCUGUCGGCGCGAUGUGCGCCAGUAGGCCUCGAAAGAGACGCUUUGUCUCCUCACGGUCGGAGAAAGACACAAAUAAGCCUUUCGCGGGCGAAGGGACUGGGGAAGCGAAGCGAGCUCCUUUCGCCGAGAAACUCGCUCCGAAGAGGCAGAAACGUGCGACGCUGGAUCAUCGAAGGGUCGCGCAUGCGCCGCCUGCGAAAGACGAAGAAAAGGAAGAAAACGGGGUACGGCUAGGAGACACAGGAGAGGACAGCAGCAGGAAAACGGGCGAUGGGAGUUCCCGAGACGCCAGCCCCCGCCGCAGGUUUUCGACGCCGGCUUCUCCGUUGGUCAUGUCCCCCUGCUCAGACAGUGCUGAGGCGCGAGAAGAUUGCGACCGAGGGGGAGGAGCGCGGGCGGAGAGAGAAGAAGAGAAGGCGAAAGAGGUCGGCAAACAGCCGCAUGGUGUGCCUCGCCGAAGUGCCGAUACUUGGCUCUCUGCAGGUGGUUUGAAUGCGGCACUGGAUCUCUCGCGAGGAAGACGCAAUUCGCUUGGAAACGACGAAGAUCGCGACGCAGACAGACACAAAAGAGCGCGAGAGGACAAAACCAACCUCGCCUCUGUACCUGCACUCCGUGUCCGCCUCCUCAGAUCCCCGCUCGGAAAGACAGAGCGCGAAAAGGAAAAGGAAGAAAACGGGGUAGGGGAGAGAGAGGAGAAAGAAGGAAAGGAAGGGCCGAAUGAAAAAAACGAGGAGAUAGACGGAAAAGAUGGAAAUUUAGAGAGAAGAGGCGCGCGCACGAAACUCUUCACUCCGAGCACCACCAUGCCGCGCCGUGCAAGUUGCUGAAAAAAGCUGGAGAA